UAAAAUGGAUUAAUUUACAAUUCUUGGACAAGGUGCACAACAUAUAGUUUAUUAAUAUAUUGGCAAUGAUUCCAAUCUUAAAGACAAAGUAAUUAGAAUUAGAAAACCAAAAGACAUCUGUGAAAUCUCUAAUAAUCUAAUCAUCCCUUUCAAUGAUACUGAUUGGACUCCUCUUAAAAAGUAUUUUGCAAAAAAACAACCCUAUAUGGUUGGAGAUCAAUAAUGUUAAAUUAUGGAUAAUCUAUUUUAUAAUGUAGUUUUUGCGGUGGAAAUCAAACCAAAAACAUUUUUACCUAUUUUGUCUAACAAAUAAGAAAAUAAAGACUUAUGUGAUCCCAAAAAUCAAAGAUUUUUCAUGAUGUAACUUUUAAAGGCUUCCAAAAAAUUACAGCAAUCUGGUAAAAAUAUUUAUCAAUCUUCAAAAAAUGAAAUCGACUCAUUGAUCUCAAAAUAUGAUCCUAGGAAAUUUUAUAAUGGUAAAGUUGAAAAUCUUUUUGAUGCCAUCAUUGAUUUAUCUGAUAUUCCUGAAAACAAUUUUAGACUUUUCAAUUAACAAUAAAAACAAGUCCCAAGUAUUGAACAAUUUAAUAUUGAAGAAGUAAUCAUUUAUAUAAAUAUAUAUUAGAUUGCUUCAAUUAUUAGCGAAACUUUGUUGCUUGAAGAUCUUAUUCAAUAACUUAAAGGAUUUUUUCAUAUGCUUCAAUAAAUGAAUCUUACAGUUGAAGAAACAUUUGAAGCUUAUUAAUAACUUAAAUCAAAAAAUCUAACUACUUAAUAAUAUAAAGAUAUUGUUAAUGGAAAAUGUUAAGAUUCUGAAGUACAAAAAUUAGUUUUUAAAUUAUUAACAUUUUCCUCUUUUCAAGCCUUGAGUGAUUUAUCAAUUAUAGGAACUUUUAGAAGGGAAGGAUCAGGAAAGUUUGUUGAAGUAGCUAAUCAAAAAUUAUUUUAUCAAUAUUCAAUAGUUGAUUGUGAUUUGAAGCCUCUAAAUAAAAUUGAAGAUUACAUGUAAACAAUAGAUGAAUUAAUUAAAUUGAGAAAUUAUUAUGAUUCUCUCAAAUGA
Paramecium sonneborni is the source of this 1060-nucleotide messenger RNA. The record is from the annotation of a GenBank genome assembly. NCBI's taxonomy places the organism in Eukaryota, Ciliophora, Oligohymenophorea, Peniculida, Parameciidae.